Messenger RNA from Arvicanthis niloticus (Nile rat), 402 nucleotides. The record is from RefSeq and is a predicted model, not a curated record. NCBI's taxonomy places the organism in Eukaryota, Metazoa, Chordata, Mammalia, Rodentia, Muridae.
AUGGCCCGGGGGACCGGGGCCGGGGCACGGGGGCCCGGAGGCGGCGGGGGCCCCGGCCCCGGAGCGCGGAGGAGCUGCGGGCCCGGGAGAGACAGCUACGGGCAGGGCGGGAAUGGGGACGGGGGUGGAGGGAUGCGUGCGGGCUGCUCCUCCGCGGUGCGCGGCGCUGGCGGCCUCGAUCUGAGGCUGGGCCGGGGCCGAGCAGGGUUGGAGCAAGGCGGCAAGAGCCGCGGCCCGGCUGGAUCCGGGACCGCCGCCGAGUCGACGGGCGAAGGGCGGGGCGGCCGGGAUUUAAAGGGGCCGCAUCACUCGCUGCCGCUGGGAGCACGGCGAGGGGGCGGGGUAGGAGGCCAGCUCCCGGGAUCCCGGUGGGCCCACCUUGGGAUCGUGGCACGCGCGUAG